UGCAAGCAACCCGGAAGCAGGCAACAGAAGAGCCAGAAGUCUUUUCUACUCAUCAUGGAGAACGGUGACUGGAAGAACACUAAGGAGGCGGUUAGGAACUUUCGACAACUGCUACUUUGCUCCAAAUGCUCAAAUUUAAUGACGGAACCUGUGUGUCUAGGAAUGUGCGAGCAUAUGCUGUGCAGGUCCUGUGCUGGCCCCAAGGCAGGAGAAGGCUGUGUGGUGUGUCAGAGUCCUGCGUGGGUGAAGGACAUCCAAAUCAACAGGCAGCUCAGCAGCAUCAUACAGCUCUUCUCCGGUUUGGAGUUCCUGCUCAAUCCCAUAGAUCAACCAGAUUCCUCUCCAGCCAAGAAUCAAACCCAACCUCAGAGCCCUAUUUUCAAACAAAAGAAGAACUUCAAGAUCUGGUUCAGCCCUCGCAGCCGCAAGGUACGCUGCAUGGUGCAGAAACCUUCCGAGGUCCUCGUACCGGAGAGCACGUCUUCUCCUGGUGCAGCACGGCAAGACACCUUUACUGCUCAAUGCCAAGACCUGUCAGUUUUCAAUUUCACCUCGUCCUCCCAAGACUAUGGCUCAUCUUGUUCUCAAAGUUGCAACAAUGAAAAAGGUAAGAAGGGGUCAACGAAGAAAAAUGCUGCCAUCAGGAAAGUGUCAGUGCGAGGAGCCACUAAGACCACACGAAAACAGACCAAGCAGAAGAUGAAGAAGCACAGACUGGAGGCUAUAAACCAGCAAUGGGGGAUCACCGAGGAGGUAGAUGCUUUAAAAGAAAAGGAGCAGAACUGUGCUGAAGGGGCAAGGAGGUCCAGUAAAAGAGUUUCCUUCCUCAGCCCUGCUGACACCUCUGACGAGCCUCAGCCUACAGUGCCACAGGGCAGUACUAAUGAACUCAUCCCCUGCUUAGGAGCUAUGAGGAAGAGUCUCUUAGAAGGCAGCGUCGCUAUACUGAACGACCAAACCCAGCCCGGUGAGAAAAUGUCGGACAGUGUCGGCCAGCAUGACAAACUGUCUGAAACUAACAGUCCUGAAAAACUGGACAGCGUACCUCCCCCAAAGCAUUCAUCAAAAAGAUCCAGAGUGGAGGAGAAGGUUGCCACGUUGGAGACCACACCGAAAAGGCCCAGGGCUUCUCCUGGCAGGCGGAGAAAAUCACAGAUGUCUCCAGCUGUCCUUAACCCUCUUUCUUCGGCUAGCCCCAGGUGUGACGGGAGCAUCAGAAACUCAAGAGAAGAGCAGGGAGACAGCCCCUCUGUCCCAGCCUCUGUUGGUAGAAAAUCUCCUUCUACUCCUGUUGCAUCUGUUGGACGACCCAGCUCAGGGAGCCCCGCGGUGAUGAAGAGGAACCACAAGGGAGAGACCCUGCUGCAUCUAGCUGCAAUAAAGGGAGAUGUAGAGACUGUCAAGAACCUGCUGGACCAGGGAGCUGACCCUAACCUGAAGGAUAACGCCGGGUGGACACCUCUGCAUGAAGCAUGUAACCUGGGUCACCUGGAAGUUGUGGAGGUGUUGGUCUCAAGGGGAGCCCUGUUGAAUACGCCUGGCUAUGAGAAUGACUCUCCGCUCCACGAUGCCGUGAGGAACGAACAUCCAGCCAUUGUCAAGCUGCUGCUGCAGUUUGGAGCCUCGCAGAACAUACUUAAUCUGCAUGGAAAGAGGCCUGCCGAUUACGCAGUGAGUCCGGAGAUGCUGAAGAUUUUCCAGGAAGCGUCAGAAGGAGCCAAAUAUGCUACUACAUCUCUUAGCCCCUCAACUAAUCUCUCUAUAGUGAGCGACUGUGUGAGGAGGGAGGAAAUGCUGGUGCUUCUGGGCAGCAAGCUGUCAAAGCCAGAACAGGUUCAAGUGGCCAAACUGGGAGAGCUUCUGGGAGGGAGGAUGGCUGACACCUUCUCUGGCUUAGUGAGCCAUGUUGUGGUGCCAGAAGGCCACUUCCCCACCACCAUCUCCUCCCUCCUUGGUCUUCUUGCCGGCUGCUGGGUUGUCAAAUUGAGCUGGGUGGAGUCGUGUCUGCAUGCAGGCAAGUGGAUGCCCGAAAGUGAGCACGAGGCGGGAGAAGGCCCCCAGCGCAGUCGCAUCAACAGAUGUAGCUUGCUCCCGCCACUCUUCGAUGGCUGUUUCUUCUUCCUCCUUGGCUCCUUUAAGGCGCCUUCCAAAGACGAGCUCACCAAGCUGCUCCGGGAGGGAGGAGGUCAACUCCUGAGCCGGCAGCCCAAGCCUGACAGCGAUGUGACACAAACCCUGAGUGCCGCUGCCUACCACGCACUUCCGGGCUCUGACCAAGCCCUCUGCACCCAGUACAUAAUCUUUGACCCCCAGGGCCCUCACAAGCCGGCAGUAGUGAGGAGAGGUAAGGUGUGGUCGGCUCCCUCCACCUGGCUCAUCGACUGCAUCAAAGCCUUCCGUCUCCUCUCCGUGCCAGACUGUCAAACCUCGGUCUGAACAAUCUUUCAUUUAUUCCAAAAUAACUUUGCUCUAAAAAAAAAUCACUUGUCCUUGAGCAUCAUCAUGUUUUUUUCUUUUUUAUAUGGGGGGGGAUUUAGUUGCCAAGAAUCACAUAAACAUUAAAACAAUUAUGUGGCUCUUAAAAUCUGAAAUUAAAGUCUACACCAUAUGUCGUGAAUUUAUUUUUCAGAGCUAAGAGUGUAAUAAUGCCUCUUACAUAUACUCAGAGGUUGUAGGGUCAUGAAAAACCUGGCAUUUGAAAAUAAUAAUUUUCUAGGCCUGAAGAAGUUUUGGAAAAAUAUAUAAACCAAGAAAAUUUUGGAAAAGUCAUGUAAAAUUGUUUAAAAAAACAACUAUAUAAUAGAGUAAAUGUGGUUCAGUUAAGAUCAACUGAGAAAAAAUGUAUAUGUAUUUUUAAGAAUACUUAAAUUUUUGGUCAGAUCAGUUAUGUCAAUUAUGUUACAUUGUUCUCUGUUUUGAGAAACGUCAUAAUGAGAGAUUUCCGUCUUAUUUUUCUUAUACACAGAUGUUUCAGAGAAUGUAUUAUCAUGAAAAUUAGCUUCAAAGGCAUGGAAAAGUCUUGGAAAUGUAUUGGUAUAAAUGUGUAUGAACCCUGUAUACUGCAGAGUUUAAACCAUUGGUUGGACUGGGUGUUCUUGGUCUGUCCCGGUUGGACAUCUCCUAGCUCCAUCCAGAUAUCCAGACUCCUAAAUAUAUUUCUAAAGGUGAGCCCAGCCACACUGCGAAUAAAAACUCAAUUCA
This is a messenger RNA of Anoplopoma fimbria (sablefish), 3201 nucleotides long. RefSeq names its product BRCA1 associated RING domain 1 (gene bard1). Gene Ontology annotation, molecular function: protein binding. The transcript is spliced from 11 exons. The record is from RefSeq and is a predicted model, not a curated record. Lineage: Eukaryota; Metazoa; Chordata; Actinopteri; Perciformes; Anoplopomatidae. The coding region runs from base 55 to 2436 and encodes 793 amino acids.